This is a messenger RNA of Cataglyphis hispanica, 7866 nucleotides long. Its product is annotated as protogenin-like. Bases 1371 to 4943 code for a protein of 1190 amino acids. Lineage: Eukaryota; Metazoa; Arthropoda; Insecta; Hymenoptera; Formicidae. Gene Ontology annotation, molecular function: protein binding. The transcript is spliced from 22 exons. Gene Ontology annotation, biological process: cell-cell adhesion. The record is from RefSeq and is a predicted model, not a curated record.
UAGUAAAAGACACCCCACUACGUCUCAUUGAUGGAAUGGGGCUUUUCCCUUUACGUCUCAUUGAUAGAGUGGGGCUGCUCCUACUAUGUCUCAUUGAUGGAGUAGGGGUUCCCCCACCAUGCCGCACUGAUCGUAGUAAAGCUUGCACGUGCAGACGUAAAUAAUUAUACAUUUUCGCGAGUGAGUGUUGUGUUAAUGCUGUGAAGAACAAGAGAGGAGGAGAAAAUUCCCGAGAAAGUAUCAGACAGAGCAACAUUAGGAGUAACGCUCUAAUAGCAUAUGUGAAACCUAUAAAAGCAUUUCAAGAACUCCAUGAAUAAUAUAUUCCUCGUAAUAUCGGCAAAAUGCGAUUUUGCUUUUCUCUAGACGCACGUCGAUGAGAAUAAAAUGAGAAAUGAGAUUCGCUGAUAACUCGACUAACUGGAAAUCGACUUACUCGCGCACAGGAUGUUCCACAUGCGAUUCUAAUAUCAGGACUACAAUUAUACCUCGCAGGCACCUUUCACAUUUGUGCAUAAAACGGAAGAUGAAGAAAGGUGAAACUAACAUUAUCAGAUGAUUAGGCCUCGAUGCAACAGGUGUCCUAAAACAUCUGUCAUCUGAGAUCUCUUCGACAAGAUUCGGCUUCGCCGAUCAGUAUCUCGGCGCCUAUCUUUCCCUCGGAAGGCGCGGUCGCCGGUGUUCGAAUCUCCCUCUCGCGUUGCUAGGAGGCGGUAAAGAACGAGGACGCCCGAGGGACGGCAAGAUGGCAAGCAGGAACGAAGGAGUCGCGUGCUGAAAAGGGACGAGGACGCACCGCAACGCAAACGAGAGGACUUUGGAGACAGGCCUCCCCCCGUAAGCGGUGAUCAACGGUGUUGUGUCUGGGUGUCAUCGAAUCGCACGAGUGUCACGGGAUUUUCGUUCGCUUCCGCAUCGCAGUUUCCGAUCCUCUUCUACGCGUCCGUCGGCUUUUCGGGAUCGGAUAAAGCGCGCCGCCGCUGCCGCGCCGGUCGAGACGAUGUGAGCGUAUAUACACACGCGAAGUGAAAAAGAGCGCGAGGGGUGGGGAGGGGUAGGUUCUUCGGUUAUCAGAGAGAGGGGGAGGGGGAGAAGGGCGCUCCAGCUCGGCGAACGGAACGGCCGGCGGCAGCGGAUGCUCCAUCCUUUCUCGGCUCCGACGAGGCCGGCCCGAUCGACGUCAAACAUGCGGCGACGAAUUUUGCCCGCGAGCAGCUCGACGACGACGACGACGAGGAAGUCGAAGAAAACGAAUCGACGACGGCGCGCCUCGGCCGCCGCGCUCCUCUGCCAGUGAAACAACUAUAUACAUACAAACGAGAGCGCAAACACAUACACACAUACGUGUCGUUGCCGAUGAGCGCGGAUAUAUGGCGGCGCGAGUUCUCUUGCUGAGCGUCUUGAUUACGGAAGUGCUGAAGCCAGCUUGUGCCGCAGGUGUUAAGGGUAUUGGAGGAAACAUCAGUGAUAGGAACGUGUCUAAACCAGAUAGUUCUGAUGUUGGUUUAACUAAUGAGUCUGGAUUAACACUGGAAAUUCAACCUAGUGGCCAUGUGAUACUAGGAAAAAAGGGAAUCACGCUUAGUUGUAUAGCUGGGUCAAACGAGACUAUAUUUUGGUUGCACAAUGGAAUACCAGCACCUCCAUGUGGUCUUACUCGCUGUGUUCUUCUUUCCAAUGGCUCUCUUCACUUUUACAAGAAACAAAAUUUUCAAAUGCAAAAGUUCAAAGAAAAGGAAAGGAAUAGUAUUGUUAAUGCUAAGAACCACAAUAAGGAUGAAUAUCGUUGUGUAACACUUACCAGGUUUGGAGGUUUAAAACGGUCAGCUCCUACAUUUAUUCAAAUAGCAGAGUUUGCACAUGCAUUUAAAGAAUCUCCAGAAAAUAUUACUGUUCAAGAAGGUGAAGUUGCAAGAUUGUCUUGCUUGAUAGACAGCGUUCCUUUCCCACCCAAUAUUACGUGGCAGCAUAAUGAAACAUUGUUAUCUUAUCAUAACGAAUCAAAGUAUUCUAUGAUACCACCAGGUGUUCUGUAUAUAAGUGCAACGAAACUAUCAGAUGCUGGCUCAUACAAAUGCAUAGUCACAAAUGAAUUUUUAAAGAAGACCAAAAAGAGCAGAGAAGCAAAACUAACAGUUAUUUCAAGAGCAGAUGGUAACAGAUCGCAUACUCCGUCAUUCUUAUUUCCACAGACUUCAUACAAUCAUUGGCUACUCAAUGGAUCAAAUCUUAAUCUGGCAUGUGCUGCAUCUGGUUAUCCAUCACCACUUAUAACAUGGUCAUUUAUUCCUCGUUAUAUAGAUAAUGUUACACAACCUCGUAUCCUUUUUAAUUCUACUAAUGGCAUUGCUAUACUGUCAUUAACAAAUGUAAAUGUUUCCAAUGCUGGUAUCUACUUGUGUUCUUCAAAAAAUAUGAUCACCAAUGAUUUAGAAAUACAGAAUAUAACUGUAGACAUAUUGGUACCACCAUCAUUUAUAAAAACGCCGACGAACCAAAUCUGUCCAAAUGGAAGAACAGCGAGAUUUGAGUGUCAGGCACAGGGAUCACCCUUACCUCAAAUUUAUUGGCUGAAAGACGCAAUGAAUAUUACUAGCAAUGGUCGCAGAACGACUUAUGAUAAGGAAAACAAUAAGAUAGAAUUAGCAAUAUCAGCGACAGUACCAUCUGACUCUGGCAUAUACCAAUGUGUAGCGGUGAAUUCAGCGGGUGAAAUUUGGGCCGCUGGUCGGCUGCAAGUAAAUACGUCGCGUAAUAGUCCCGCCGCACCCACUUCUCUAAAAUGUCACGCUGUUUCACCAGUUAGAAUCUUAAUCUCGUGGGAACCACCAAAGUCUCUACCAUAUACCAGUAUUACAGCUUAUACCGUCCAUUAUAGUUCUGUAGAAGGUGGUAAGGAAGAAGUCUCUCCACCAGAACCAGGAAAUUCUACAUCUGUAGAAGUAACAAAGCUUCUUGAACCGUUUACAAAUUACUCGUUCUAUGUACGAGUGUGGAAUAAUUAUGGUGCUAGCGAUCAAUCGGCUACCAUUUUGUGUUCCACAGCUCCAAGUGUUCCUAAAGCCGCACCAAAAAUGAAUGUGGAUAUAAUCAGUAGUACAAAACUAAAUGUAUCAUGGGAGCCUUUGAGUAAAAAGGAAUCUCGCGGCAUUGUAGUGGAAUAUAAACUACAGUGGAGACUUCAUCAGCAUCCAUAUUCCAGAAUACUUUAUCUACCUGCCACUAUUGAGUACUACAUACUUUUAGAUCUGAUACCCGGAGCACAAUAUGAUCUUCGAGUAUUGGCAAAAACAAAACAAGGCUGGCCAAAUAUUAGUGAAACACAAUUGAAAUGGAUUACUGUGACCAUGCCAUCUCCUGAAUCUAAUCAAUUUACUAUAAGGAAUAUUGUGGAUAUUCAAGUAUUAAUUGUAAACGCUUCGAUAAUUAAGAUGAAAUGGAAAAUUAAUUUCAAGCAAAAUGAUCAAAUUGAAUCAAAAUUUGAUUCUUGGCAAAUUUAUUGUGAAAAUCAAGAUGGCGAAAAAUUAGCUACUAUUCUUUUGCCACAAAACAUUACUGAAUAUCUGUUUACUGAUCUUGAUAUGAAUAUUUCUUAUACCAUGGGUUUGUGCAUGGUGAGCUUGGGCGAAGCAACAGGUUGCUUGACAAAACAUAUAGAGACUGCACAAUUCAAUGCUAAUACCAUACAAAUGGCUUUGGAGGCUAUUCCUGUCUCACCUACGUCCAUAAAUGUAACAUGGACAUUGUCUGAUGUUCAUAGCAUAGAUUCAUUUGAACUUUGUUAUCAUGCAGUGCAUGCGCUAAUUUCGGACAAUUCGGAAUGUUUUAUUAUAGAUGAUACAAAAGUAAACGUUGACAAACUGAAGCCUUUUACCUUAUAUCAGUUUAAAGUAAGAGCUAUUAGACAUGACACCAAUCAAACUAGUCUCUAUAGUGAAUCUAUAGAGUGUUACACAAAUGAAGAUGUUCCUGGUAAAGUCGAAGAGGUACAGUGGUUCUUGGGUAACAAUACGAAGGUACGAAUCGCAUGGAAGGAACCGAGCAAUGUGAAUGGUAUCAUACAAAAUUAUUUCGUCGCGUACACUAUGGACUUGACGGCGACAUGGGGCAACGUGACUGUACCCGGUAAUAAAACAUCAACGACUCUACCGAGUUUAGCUCCGGGCAAACGGUAUUUUGUUAUGGUACGAGCAGCGACGAAAGCCGGCUAUGGGAAACCGUCGGACCCUAUCAUUAUUAUUACUGGAGGUAGUAGUGGUGGAAGUAGUGGUGGAGUGUCGAAAGUCCCCAACCCGUCCGGCAAGGAGGAUAAGCCACCACAAAACCUCAAGCCUGAUCAAAGUCUAGGUGUGAUUCUCGGAGUCAGCAUAAGCAUCGGAUUUAUCGCGAUAUGUCUAUGCAGUAUAUAUUGCCGGAGAAAGUUCGAGAAUUCUCGCUUGUUGAGAAACGGUACUCAGCCUACGAAUGGGCGUGUGCUGUCGCGAAACGGGAACAGAUGUUGCGCGGAGCAAUCCUCCACUUCCGUAAAUCAACAAGCGAAUGCUACCAGUGCCUCGAACGAAAUUGAAUUAGCAGUGCUAUGCCCAUCAUCUCCGCUCGAAACGAAUCCGCAUUCCGAUGCAAAGGGUGCACAAUCUAAUGGAGUUUUUGAAAUUUGUGCAAAGGAACCCUUACUAUCGCCAUGGGAAGUAAAUGGAGGCUCGAAAGAUGUUCAUAUUAUGGAAAACCCUCAGUACAAAAGAAGAGGCAGUUCCGCCUCGAAUAAUCAACAAGAAGAGGAGGAGGAACAAGAUUUGGAAGGCACGCAGCUCACAAUGGUCAAUUGUACUUUAGGCAGUAGCACUAGCAGUUUAAAUAACAAUUCAGGAUGUCCGGACGGAGAGACUUCAUCAUCGUCAAAAGCCCCGUGCGCAUCUGUUCCGGCACUCGGACCAAACGGGUGAAAAUACGUUAGGCGAAACACUUAGGUGUUCAAUGCUUCGCACCGGUAUCGAGGUAUGCAGUAAGUAGGAAUACCUAUACUUCUGUUUCCUCCUCCCUUAUGGUUGACACAUCAAUCGUUCCGAAUCAAUAUUGCGAGAAAACAGAAAAAAUGAAUUUUUCCACGAAAGCGAAAGCAAUGCAAAACUGUAACAACCUGUGCAAAGUUCGACGCGACUUGUGUUAUGCAAGAAAGAGUAUUGUCUGAUACGCGAUCAAUGUAAAAAUCCGCGUCCAAUUUUAGGGCGUUAGUCGGGCGAUGUAUGGCUCGCGGACUGGCAGUCGCCAGAUCCCGAGUUCGAUCCCAUAUCCCUCUUAGGAGAUUUUUCGAAAAUUGAAAUUUCUCAGCAUAUGAGUAAAAAUGCACAUAGGAACGUAACUAUUCUAACCAGUUGAUGGCCGUAUGACAGAUACACGUCGGAGCCAAUUCAAAUACAAAAACGCAAAUCAAGGUAUUAAUCGCCGUUGUACAAAUACAUAUGAACAAGAUACAUUUAUUGUGCGCAAAGAAUAAGGCAAAUGUCUGCGUAAGCAAUUUCCAAUAAAAGUAACAUGAUUCUCAAAUUCUUGCUUUGCAUUGUUACGUUGCAAUGCAUUGAUCGUGUAGACGAUACUUGAAACGUUUACCGGAUUCGUUUAUAUAUAUGUAUACACAGAUUGAUUCAAAAUACCUUUGGAGGAUUAGUAGAGGAUGUAACAAAUUACAUAUUUUUAAAAAUAAUUAAUGGAUUUAUGCGAAAAUAAUUACAAAAUUAAACUAAAGCUAAUUAAUAAAAGGAUUAAUUGAUAACAUCUCUUGAAACUUUUAUUUUAAGUAAUAUAUGUGUUGUGUGAAUAGAAUAAUAUUUUUUAAUCAAUAUAACAUUUCUGCAUAAGUCUUUAAAAAAUGCUUAAUUUGUUAUUUUCUAUCAAUUGUCAAUAUUUGAAUAAUUCUGUGUGUAUAAAAUUAAAUGAACAUGUCAACAUUAAGAGACGCGCAAACAUAAUAAAUUGGAAUAAAAUAGUAAGUUUCCAAAUGCCUCUGUACAUAGGAUAGAAUAAUUGUUAAUUGUGAAUAUGUUCAUAAAAAAAUAUCACACUUUGAAUACUGGUAUAAUAGAAAUAUGAACGUGCAUUCCUUCGCGUUUGGGAACAUAAAAUUGCUAAAUAUGCCGGGCAAAGCAUGGCCUAAACUCAGUUGACGAAUUUUCGUUCUGACAACAGUUUCGGAUUGACGAUCGCUUAAAAUGGGAAAGCGCAGAGACACUGAUCAUUCCAAAAUAAGUUUUCCAUUGAUAAUAUUUAAUUGUAAACAAGAGGAAAAAAUAUUUAGUAUUAAGAAAAUAGGGAAAGGCUCUAACCAGAUGCUACGCGUUUUUAGAAAUGUUAAGAAAAUUUUUUAUUUUGUGUUUUUUUUCUUUUUCUUUCUUUUUAUUUUAAUAUACCAUAUGUGUGUCAUUAAGAUGUCAUUUCUAUAUAAAAAAAGCAAACAUUGAUUUCUUUAAGAAAUCAGAAUUAAAUUUCUUUCACAUUUGGAGUUAGUGUGCAUAGCGAAUGAAAAAUAAUUUUUGUCGAGUGUAGCUUCCUAAAAUAUUUAAUGUAAGUUUAUAUUUUAGUUUAAAACGAAGUAUUGAUAUGUCAUACUUUAAAUUAGAGAAGGAUCCUAUGAAUGGGAAGAAUAUUUGGAAAGAUAAUUGUGCUCAGAAUUAUAAUUCAAAAUAAUUCAAAUUAUAAUAGCACAUAAAAUAGAGAUCAUCUCAUUUUUCACUUACUUCAUUUAUUUCUAUAAGAGAUCUUAAAGACUGUAUGUAUUAAUAGACGCGAUAUUUUUAUAAUUAACGGAGAUUAUUCCUCAGAAUAAUUUACGUAAGAUUUUUACAUAUUUCUUGGGCUUCUUUCCGUUCAUAAGAUUAAUAUCGUUUUUAAAACGAUUAGGUAAUCGAUAUAAUUAAACGUCAACAUUCUGUUGUACAAUAUUUAGCGUGUUAACUGGUAUAAAGCAGUUCUGUGUAUUACACAAAAAAGCAAGAAGCAGCAUUUUGAGACUAACAUACAAGACACAUAUUCCAGACUGGUGCAUGUUACCAUGACAGAAAAACCCAACACAGUACCUGAUAGAGAAUAAGCUAUAUCUUUUAGAGUGAGACGUAGAAAUGUCAAUGUUAUUACUGUACCUCCACUAAUUGUUAUUUAUUGCAUUUUACAUUCAGUAUAUAUACUUUAGAUGAACACAUUACACCCUGGAUCAUGCAAUAAUAUAGUCACCAUGAGCACAGUAUGAAAACAAAUAACGCUAGAAUUAAUUCGAUCUGCACAUAUAUUAAAAAAAAAAAGCUAUAUCAUAUCUUCAUUCCAUAGAAUAUUAUAUCGCAUUUUCAUAACAGAGUCUGUUAUGAAGUCAUUUAUAUAUAUAUAUAUAUAUAUAUAUAUAUAUAUAUAUAUAUAUAUAUAUAUAUCUCUAUAUAGGAAUAUAUAUAUAUGAAAAGUGUUCCGCGAAAAUAUAGUUUCAUUUUUUACUUGAAAGAAAAGAAAAGAUACCUUUGUUACUGCAGAUACUUCAUGUUUAAUGGAUAUAUUUAGUUAAUAACUGUGCACCAUGAUUUACUUAUUCUCCGUUUAUUGGACCCCCGCAAAUCAUUACAAUAGCUCUAUAUUUACAGAUCACAUACAGUUUUACAGGAAUAGAAAGAAUCGUUUUAUUUACACACAUGAAUACAUGGAACUUGUUAUAUGUAUUAUAAAUAUAAUUAUGAGAAUCUCACAGAUUGCAUAUAUACAUGAUAUUGAAUUUAUAUAAAUCUUAAAUAGUUCUUGCGCAGUAACUUUAUUUGUUGCAAAUGCGCGCGUUUACACAUUUUCAAUGUGUCUGGCUUACGAUUUUAUUUAAUUAAUAUGUUUUGCGUUUGU